This is a messenger RNA of Acomys russatus (golden spiny mouse), 981 nucleotides long. RefSeq names its product olfactory receptor 10A3-like. The transcript has a single exon. Gene Ontology annotation, molecular function: olfactory receptor activity; G protein-coupled receptor activity. Gene Ontology annotation, cellular component: membrane. Bases 1 to 981 code for a protein of 326 amino acids. The record is from RefSeq and is a predicted model, not a curated record. Gene Ontology annotation, biological process: G protein-coupled receptor signaling pathway. NCBI's taxonomy places the organism in Eukaryota, Metazoa, Chordata, Mammalia, Rodentia, Muridae.
AUGCCUCUAAGAACAACACAGGGCUAUACUAUUGCAACAAGGGGUCAGAAUGACAGCUCUGUGUCUGAGUUCAUCCUCUUGGGCUUUUCUACUUUUCCUGAACUCCAAGGGCAGAUGUUCGGGGCUUUCCUAGUUAUUUAUCUGGUGACCUUGAUAGGAAAUGCCAUCAUUGUCACUGUCAUCUUUCUGGAUCAGAGCCUGCACAUCCCCAUGUACCUGUUUCUGCAGAACUUGUCUGUGGUAGAAAUGAGUUUCAGUUCAGCGAUCACACCUGAAAUUCUGGUGAACCUGACCACCAUGAAGGCAGCCAUUUCCUUUGGGGGCUGUUUUGCACAGAUGUAUUUCAUUCUUCUCUUUGGUGGGACUGACUGUUUUCUCCUGGGGGCGAUGGCUUAUGACAGAUUUGCAGCAAUCUGCCACCCUUUAUCCUACCCAGUGAUUAUGAACAAAAGGGUCUUCAUGAAACUAGUGACAUUCUCAUGGGUCUCUGGGAUCAUGGUAGCUACUGUGCAGACCACAUGGGUGUUUAGUUACCCCUUCUGUGGCCACAAGGAAAUUAACCAUCUCUUCUGUGAGACGCCUCCAGUGCUGGAGCUCGCAUGCACAGACACGUUCCUGUUUGAGGUCUAUGCCUUCACAGGCACCAUUUUGAUCGUCCUGGUUCCCUUCCUGUUGAUUCUCUUGUCUUACACUCGAAUUCUCUUUGCCAUCCUGAGGAUGCCAUCCACCACAGGGAGGCAGAAGGCCUUUUCUACAUGUGCCUCUCACCUCACAUCUGUCACCCUUUUCUAUGGCACAGCGAGUAUAACUUAUCUACAGCCCAAAUCCAGGUACUCGCCAGACACCAAGAAACUGAUGUCAUUGGCGUACACACUGCUGACCCCUCUGCUGAAUCCAUUUAUCUACAGCCUGAGAAACAAAGAAAUGAAAAAGGCUGUGGUGAAAAUAUGGCAAAGAAAAGUGGCUUUACACAUGGUUUGA